ACGAUGGCAAAAGGGCACCCUGAGGACAGAAAUGGGGGGUGGCAGGGACUCGACACUCAACACCCUGUGCCACAGCUGGUGGUGGUGGCACCCACCCCGGGUGCUGGAUGUCACCUCUGUCGAUGUCACCUCCCGCAGACCUGGGCAGCUCGGUGUUUGUGUUCCCCCGAGAGUCCCAAAGCGCCCACGUGCAGGUGACAGCAAUGCUGGAGAAGCCCCUGAACAACUUCACCGUGUGCCUCAAGUCCUACACCGACCUCAGCCGGCCCUACAGCCUCUUCUCCUACGCCACCAAACAACAGAGCAACGAGAUCCUGCUCUUCAAGCCCAAACCUGGCCAGUACGACUUCAACGUGGGCAACCAGUUCUUGUCCUUCAGGGUGCCUGAAAACCUCGGGGAGGUCGAGCACGUCUGCGUCAGCUGGGAAUCCUCCACGGGCAUCGUGAGGUUCUGGUUCAACGGGAAGCCCUGGCCCAGGAAGGGGCUGCAGAAAGGAUACACGGUGGGAGUGCCAGCAUCCAUCGUGCUGGGGCAGGACCAGGACAGCUUUGGGGGUGGUUUUGAUGCCAAGCAGUCCUUUGUGGGGGAGAUUUCAUCCGUGUACAUGUGGGACGUGGGGGUCUCCACCACGGAGGUGGUGUUGGCCCUGUAUGACACACCUGGCCAAACCCCCCUUUUUGGCUGGAACAAUUUCCCCCACAAGAUCGUGGGAGAGGUGUACCUGAAGCCCUGAGGUUGUGGGGGGUGUCCCCAAUCCCUGCUGUGUAACCCCCUCCCCAAAAGCCACCCAAUAUUGCAUAAAUGGAGAAAUGUGUUUUUAGGGUUCUGGUGGUUUUUAGGGGUGGGGGAGUGGGUUGAGACCCCCCAAGGCAAAGCUCUGGGGGUGCAGUUCUGGAG
Melozone crissalis (California towhee) is the source of this 898-nucleotide messenger RNA. RefSeq names its product serum amyloid P-component-like. Gene Ontology annotation, molecular function: complement component C1q complex binding. Bases 108 to 734 code for a protein of 208 amino acids. The record is from RefSeq and is a predicted model, not a curated record. Lineage: Eukaryota; Metazoa; Chordata; Aves; Passeriformes; Passerellidae. The transcript has a single exon. Gene Ontology annotation, biological process: innate immune response.